AUGCAAGAGUUAGGAAUUGUGGGUCCAGAGCUAGUGAAAUUCUUGUCAAGGUAUCCUCAGCUGUUUAAUGGACAUCCCAAGAGGACUGAAGAACUCGCAGAGAGAGUUAGAGAAUUGGGUUUCCCUUAUUCAAAUAUGUUUUUCUAUGCCAUGCUUGCAUUGAGCUCCAUUAGCAAAGAGACAUUGCAGAGUAAAGUCGAGUUUUUCAAGAGUUAUGGGUGGUCAGAAGAUGAUGUCUUUUCAGCUUUCAGGAGGAAUCCCCACCUGUUAUCUCUCUCUACAAAGAAGUUGAGGAAAGGUAUGGACUAUUUCACUAAAGAAAUGAAGUUCGAUAAGCCUUUUCUGAUUGCUCGUCCAAAGCUUUUCUUUUUUAGUUUAGAGGGAAGGGUUAUUCCUAGGCGUAAAGUGACGGAAGCUUUAAGAUCUAAGAAUUUGUUGGAGAAGGAUGUGGAUUUUCAAGGAGUUUGGUCAAAGUUGGAGAAGAAAUUUUUGGAACAAUAUGUUUAUUAUUAUAAGGAUGAAGCAGAGAACUUGCUUCGAAUCUAUAACGAAUGCAAAGAAAACCCAUUAAUUGGCGUUUAA
Messenger RNA from Amborella trichopoda, 582 nucleotides. NCBI's taxonomy places the organism in Eukaryota, Viridiplantae, Streptophyta, Magnoliopsida, Amborellales, Amborellaceae. The record is from RefSeq and is a predicted model, not a curated record.